AUGCCGAAGGAGGUCGACGAGUUGGCGAGAUCUCUUCCGGGGACAUCGACUAGACUCAGUGAUGGACCUUCUCGAUGCUUAGCUGUACCCGGAGAGCGAGAUCGCGGAGCUGCGCAGGCCCUCGAAGCCCUCGGCCGAACGCGGCCGAACACGUCGAGCAUGUGGUUCUACAUGUGGAUGGCGCGCGUCACGCACUCCGAGCGCUUGGAUCGACCGAUGCGGGUGGGCGGCACGGAGAACACGCACUCGGAGCACACGGGCACGCCCGUGUCGACUCCGAAUCGGACCCGCUCGGCUCGAUUACGCGCAUCGGCGCGGACGCGCCGACGCGCGAGAACGGGGGCGCGCGGACGACGACCAGCGGUCCGCGCGGACGUGGUGGAGAGUGACAUGGCGCAGCUGCGCGCCCGAUCGGCGCCACCCGCCGAAGGUCGCUACUAG
Messenger RNA from Aureococcus anophagefferens, 441 nucleotides. RefSeq lists its product as hypothetical. The record is from RefSeq and is a predicted model, not a curated record. NCBI's taxonomy places the organism in Eukaryota, Pelagophyceae, Pelagomonadales, Pelagomonadaceae. The transcript has 2 exons. The coding region runs from base 1 to 441 and encodes 146 amino acids.